UGCCGGUGCAUUGUGGGAUUGGUUUCCAGCAGCAGCACUAGUAGCAGUGGAGCUGGUGCGCCGCCGUUCACUCUGCACCACCACCUCCGCCCGCACCCUUCAGCUUCCGCACAGCCGCGCGCCUCCGCCGCAGAUAAUUCCCGCUAACGGAGUCUUCGUGCAUCCUCGGGAGUCAUGUCCAUGUUCGGCGUCGUCGCCAAGCAGCUCAAGUCCCACCCGGCGCUGAUCCCGCUCUUCAUCUUCAUCGGUGGGGGGGCCACCAUGAGCAUGCUGUACCUGGGCCGUCUGGCUCUGAAGAACCCCGACGUCUCGUGGGAUCGUAAGAACAACCCAGAGCCCUGGAACAAGAUGGAGCCCAACCAGCAGUACAAGCUGUUCACAAUUAACAUGGAUUACUCCAAGCUGAAGAAGGACAGGCCAGAUUUCUAAACCUACGUCCACGACAGGACGAGCAAAUGCACUUUUUUUUGUUUUUUGCCAAAUAAAACAAAUGAAUGUUUUACCUAAAAGUGACUAUAAAUAAACCAGACAACCACCUGCUGUAAUAAUCUGGGGAUCCAUGUUUCUGUGUUGUAAAUUAUUAAAUAAUAUUUUAAACCUAA
Molecule: messenger RNA, 602 nt
Organism: Mugil cephalus (flathead mullet)
Lineage: Eukaryota; Metazoa; Chordata; Actinopteri; Mugiliformes; Mugilidae
Gene: coxfa4b
Product: NDUFA4 mitochondrial complex associated b
Exons: 4
Coding region: 175-429 (84 amino acids)
Source: RefSeq, a predicted model, not a curated record